UAAUGGAGCUUAAUCUUUUUUCUUUUUAAUUUUUUUAAUUUUCCCUACUAUUUUUUUGUGGAUAUAUGUUUUUUUAAAUCUCUUCAUUGUGUUUUGGGCAUAUGAUAAUCAGAAAAUUUUGGCGCUCAUUGUUUUAUUUUUAUUUAAUUUUAGGGUUUUCGAUUGUAGUACUGUCUUGUAGCUUUCCAGUAAUUGUCCGUUCGUAGAAAUUUGUAAAGAUCUCUGAGGUGCUUACUAUUCACUCAAAAUAUAAUUGUAUUUACUAAUGGAGGUAAAACCUAAUGAGAAUGAGGCGGAAGAUAAUGAUGCCAAAGUAGAUGAAGAUGAUGUGGUUUCUGAGGAUUCUUUUUUGGAGGAUUUAAGCGAGGAGGAAGACGACCAGUUCAUUGAAGGAAGUGAACCACAACAUGAGGGCCCUUUGACCGAAGAGGAGAUUGAAGAAUUAGUUAAUGAAUUACUCGAAGUAGAGAGUAAGGCGGCCGAGGCACAAGAAGCACUUGAAGAAGAGUCUCUGCAAACGGUUGAAAAAGAAGUGAGAGAAGAGUUAGCUAGUAAUCUACAUGGCGAUGAUUUAUCGAAGGCUGUGGCUGAGGAAAUGGUUACUUUUAAAGAAGAAUGGGAGGCAACUCUUGACGACCUUGAGACACAAAGUGCUGAGUUGUUGGAGCAACUUGAUGGUGCUGGUAUUGAUCUACCAAGUAUCUAUAAAUGGAUUGAGAGCAAGGCUCCAAAUGGUUGUUGUACUGAAGCUUGGAAGAAAAGGACACAUUGGGUAGGAAUUGAGGCUGCCAUUGAUGCUCUAGAAUCCGUUAAGAAUGCUGAAAAGCAACUUCAGAUACUUAGGCCUGUAAGGAGAAAACAUGGCAAAACUUUGGAGGAAGGAGCUAGUGGAUAUCUAGCGAAAAAAAUAUGUGCAAAUAAUAACGGUGAAGGUUUGACAAUUAACUCUAUGGUAGAGUGGAAAUCAUUUAACAAGUUAUUUUCUGAUCAUCCUUCCAAGGAAGACAUUGCCUUUGGUAGCAAGCAAUGGGCUUCUGUAUACUUGGCGAGUACUCCUCAACAGGCUGCAGCUAUGGGACUUGAAUUUCCUGGGGUUGAUGAGGUCGAAGAGAUAGAUGACAUAGAUGAUGAUCCAAGUGAUCCUUUUGUUGCUGAUGCUAUAGCGAAUGAACAAGAGUUGGAUCUUUCUGAAGUGCAACGAAAAAAUUACAAAAAGGUUAAAGAGGAAGAUGAUCUGAAUUUUGUUCAAAAACAUCAAUUUCAAUUGAAGCGAAAGAGGCGUCAGAAAAGGAGUAAACAGAAAUCUAUGGUAGGGUCUUUACAAAAAGACCAAUCUUGUUUUCACUCCAGACAUGACGAAGGUGUAUUAAUUGGUGAUAAAGGGGACAAGUGCCAAGAUUCGACGAAUGAGGAGCUUGCUAAUUGUGGACUUUCGCCUUGUCUUCAAGAGGAAGAAGCUUACUCUAAUAUCGAUUCUUCUGAGCAUUUCUUGCCUCAGUCAGUUGAACCCUCUUGUGGUUCCAAGCGUUUAUUUGAGGAUGAGGGGUUGGACCAUGAAGCUAAGAGAAGUCGAAUUGAUAUGGAGAGUGAUAAUGGAGCUCAAACUUUGAACCAUGAUUUUAUUGGUGACUGUGAGUCAAAUGACAUUUUAGUGGAGGAAGAAUCCUUUGUUGAAGAAAACGGUGAUGAUCCUUUGAAGGUUGAUAGAUCUUCAGAAAAUGUCUAUGAUCAGUUCUACUGUACUGCUUGCAAGAAGGCGACAAAGGAGAUACACGAGCAUCCUCUUCUGAAAGUGAUUGUUUGUGGACAAUGCCAAUGUCUUAUUAAGGAAAAGUUGAUGGAUUCCCAAAAUUUGGAAAAUUUUUGUAGAUGGUGUGGAGGUAGUAAUGAUUUGUUGUCUUGUAAAUCAUGUGAACUCCGAUUUUGUAUGCCAUGUGUAAAGAGGAAUCUUGGAGUGGAAUGCUUGCCAGAAGAGGCUACACUUUAUGGAUGGCAAUGCUGUUCUUGUUCUCCAGAUCUCUUGCAGAAGUUGACCUUGGAACUUGAGAAAGCCAUUGGCUCCCAAGAUUUAUUAGUUUCUAGUUCUGAAAGUGAAACAGAUGAUUCAGAGUAUGAGAUUGGUGUCUCUAUCAGCUCCCGCAAGGCACAAAAAAAGAAAAUUCGAAGGAUUUUAGAUGAUACAGAAUUAGGAGAAGAGACGAAGAGGAAAAUUGCUUUGGAAAAGGAACGUCAGGAACGACUUAAGUCUCUCAAAGCGCAGUUUUCAAGCAUACCCAUGAUGAUGAGUGCUUCCUCUUGUAAUGUAAAUUUACUAGAAGGGGCUACCUCUGAAGUACUUGGUGAUGCUUCAACUGGUUUUAUCGUCAACGUUGUUAGGGAGGAAGGUGAGGAUGCUGUCAGGAUUCCUCCAAGCAUUUCUGCCAAAUUAAAGACACAUCAAGUUGCUGGGAUUCGUUUUAUGUGGGAGAAUAUCAUCCAGUGUAUCAGAAAUGUGAAGGCUGGGGAUAAAGGCCUUGGUUGCAUUUUAGCUCAUACCAUGGGCCUUGGUAAAACUUUCCAGGUCAUAGCUUUCUUGUACACUGCAAUGAGGAGUGUUGAUUUAGGUCUGAAAACAGCUCUGGUUGUCGCACCAGUGAAUGUGUUGCACAAUUGGAAGCAUGAGUUCAACAAGUGGGAGCCUAAGGAAUUCAAGCCUCUUCGUGUUUACAUGCUUGAAGACAAAUCAAGGGAGCAACAAAGAGCAGAAUUGCUAAUGAAAUGGAGAAGGAAGGGCGGUGUAUUUUUGAUUGGAUAUAACUCAUUUAGAAAUUUAUCGCUUGCAAAGAACAUGAAAGAUCUUAAAUCAGCGGCCGAAAUUUGCUCUGCACUUCAGGAUGGGCCUGAUAUACUUGUUUGUGAUGAGGCUCAUAUUAUUAAGAACACCAAGGCAGAAAUUACUCAAGUUUUAAAACUAGUUAAAUGCCAGAGAAGAAUUGCUUUGACAGGAUCUCCUCUUCAGAACAAUCUUAUGGAGUAUUACUGUAUGGUUGAUUUUGUAAGAGAAGGAUUUUUAGGAAGUAUGCAUGAGUUUCGUAAUCGGUUUCAAAAUCCUAUUGAGUUUGGCCAACAUGCAAACUCCACUGCUGAAGAUGUGCGAAUCAUGAAUCAGAGGUCACAUAUUCUAUAUGAGCAGCUAAAAGGGUUCGUCCAAAGAAUGGACAUGAGUGUGGCGAAGAAAGACUUGCCUCCUAAGACCGUGUUUGUCAUAGCUGUAAAGCCUUCUUCAUUACAGAAGAAAUUAUACAAAAGGUUUCUUGAUGUUCAUGUAUUUUCACACAAGGCUUCUUCUGAAGGAACCAGGAAACAUUUUUUCGCUGCAUAUCAAACCUUAGCCCAGAUAUGCAACCAUCCGUGGAUUCUGCGGUUGAUGAAAGACAAAGGAUAUGCAAAGCGAGAAGAUACUCCAGAUGAUAUUUCUAGUGAUGAAAAUAUGGAUUCCAAUUUAGGGAUUGGAGAAAAAACGAAGGCAAAAAUUGACAAAGGCUUCCUUCAUGAGGGUUGGUGGAACAGUCUUUUGAAUCAAUAUCAUCAGUGGGAAAUUGAAUAUAGUGGAAAAAUGGUUUUGUUGCUGGACAUUCUUACAAUGAGUACUAAAUUAGGCGAUAAAGCUCUAGUUUUUAGCCAGAGCAUAGCAACUCUAGAUUUGAUAGAAUCUUAUCUAUCAAAAUUGUCGCAGCCAAGUAAGGGGAAACUCUGGAAACGAGGAAAAGACUGGUAUAGAAUUGAUGGCAGGACAGAUGGUUUUGAAAGACAAAAGCUUGUUGAUGCAUUUAACAAUCCUCAGAAUGGAAGAGUGAAGUGCACCCUUAUAUCAACAAGAGCUGGAGCUAUGGGAAUUAAUCUUUUUGCUGCCAAUCGUGUAAUUAUUAUUGACGGCUCUUGGAAUCCAACUUAUGAUCUUCAAGCCAUAUACCGGGCUUGGAGAUAUGGUCAGAAAAAGCCUGUAUAUGCUUAUCGGUUGGUGGCACAUGGGACUAUAGAAGAAAAGAUUUAUAAACGUCAGGUGAAAAAGGAGGGCCUUGCUGCAAGGGUAGUAGAUAGACAACAAGUCCUCAGGAGUAUGUCUAAAGAAGAGAUAUCAGAUCUCUUUAAUUUUGAUGAUGAUGAGAACCUUGAUGUGUUGUCUGAAUUGAAUGCGAAAAGUGGGCAUUUAGCUGAUCUGGACAACUGCAAAAAUGUCGUAGAUUCAUCAAAACUAAGUUCUGAUUGUCCCAGGAGCUGCGCUUCUGAUAAACUAAUGGAAACGUUACUUGAUCAGCAUCGCCUAAGAUGGAUAAUGAAUUUCCAUGAGCACGAGACAUUACUGCAGGAGAAUGAAGAAGAGAAGCUUACAAAAGAAGAGCAAGAUUUGGCUUGGGAAGUAUUCAAAAGAAGUAUUGAUCGGCAAGAAGUACAGAAAGUGCCUGCUGACUUUGAGUGGCAGGAAGUGAGUAGGGUUCCGCCUGACGUAACAUUCGAGCAAAAACAAAGUAGUUUAAACGCUAACAUUUUAGAAGAGAGAACCGGUACCACCAAUCCGUUGGCGAAUGUCCCCACAAGAUACAAUAUGCCAGCAAGGAGAUGCACCAAUAUAUCCCACUUAUACAUUCUGAAGUCUCAAGGAAUAAAAGUAGGUUCGAGUACUAUUUGUGGGGAAUGCGGCCAAGAUAUAAGUUGGGAGUAUCUCAACCGAGGUAGCUAGUGACAAUGUUAGUCGUAAAGGAUGGUGUAUAGGAUAAUCGGUUUCCCCUCUAGAAGCUAUGUCGAUCCUUGCAAGUAGAUUAUUGCUAUGAUUUGUAUAGGAUAGUCGGUGUCCCCUCUAAAAGGUAUGUUGAUUCUCCCUGUCUCUACGCUUUUUGAAAAUGGUCGUAUCCUGUAUUGUUUUAGGAUCAACCAAUUACAACAUUUAGUGUAUAGCAAACAAGGCUAACCUAAUUUUUGGGAUCACAGUAUGAUAUAAAAAGCAGUAUUUGAUUGA
Molecule: messenger RNA, 4996 nt
Organism: Amaranthus tricolor (Joseph's coat)
Lineage: Eukaryota; Viridiplantae; Streptophyta; Magnoliopsida; Caryophyllales; Amaranthaceae
Product: protein CHROMATIN REMODELING 20
Exons: 26
Coding region: 266-4720 (1484 amino acids)
Cellular component (GO): nucleus
Molecular function (GO): ATP hydrolysis activity; ATP binding; ATP-dependent chromatin remodeler activity
Source: RefSeq, a predicted model, not a curated record